AUGGAAAGGCUUAAUAUUAGACUAACAAAAGGAGAGCAUGUAAAGCCUUAUGAGUGCCACGAGAUUAUUGGAAAAGUCGAAAGCUGUGUAUAGCUGUUUCACCAUAAUAGGUUGGUAUAUAAUUUUUUCUACCAAAAGCUAUAAAAAGCACUGCCAAUUUUUUAGAAAAAUUUAACCUUAUUUUUAAAUUUUAUCAUUUUAUUAGCAUAAUGAUUUAUGUCUUUAGCUGGAAAAUAUUACUCUAAAAUUAUCUAUUAUAGUAAAUUGAUUAUAGUCUCUGAAAUUAAAUAUGGUGCCUAAGCCUGGGAAUGGCCCCCCAUACAGCUUCGAGAGCAUAUUUAAUGAUAUCGGCAAGUUUUGCUAUCUCAGAAAUGGGCAACUAUACUAGUUUAAGAAAUUCUGGUAAUGCUCAGAGCCUAGCCCUAGUUCUUUCAGAAUUGGAUUUUACCUCGAGAGGGAAAAAGAAAGUGUGGAGUGGAAGAGAAGCCCAGCAAAGCCUACAGGCAAUGACUAGAAUCAAUCGACGGUUCUCUAGCGUGAAACUGAGAGUUAUGCCUUGGGCUCUAAGUUUUCCUUUUUUUUGAUUGAUAUGGGAACAGCCUUAGUUUGCCCAUUUCACAUGCCACAAAAGUCCAUAUAUGCCCACUCAAUACUGAAGUCCAUGAGGUAAGGAUGAGACGGCGACAGAGAACUCACUUCAGAAGACCAUGGCAUCAGGAUCUCAAGGAGAAGCAAGAGAUUUUUCGAGCUAAUUUGUCAAGUGAAUUCAUCGUCCCUGUUCGUUCAAGUUCUCUCUGGCCACGUCGCAAAGCAGAUGACUCCCUUCAUGGAUCCUUGAUAACUGCAUUAGCAAUAGUCCGCAGCCAAAUCUGUAAUAAGUUUAAUUUUAAGACAAUAGUCGCUGAGUUUUCGCCAUGUGGAGAAUUUUUAGCUGUUGGCUGCAACAAUAACGCAGAAGUCUUGAUUUUUAGUUUUAUGACACAUAGCAUCAUUUUACGAGUAAAGCCUGAAAAAGCAUGAGGAAAAGUCCUCAGUCUAAAAUGAGGGUAUGAUUUUAUAUAUGUGCUAACUGAUGCUAAUUUAUUGUUUAGGUUUCAGCUACAAUGCAUAGAAGAAACCCCAGUCCAAUUUUCUUUUAAGGUUGGCGGGAUGGAUGCCGUGGUUCCAUAUCAUUUUUCAGGACUUUUUGGUCGCAAAACAUUGGGAAUUUUGUCUAAUAUUUUUUCCCUCUUGGAGACAUUUGCUUAAUUUCGAUUGUCUCACGAGGAAAAAAAUUUCGUCAAAUAUCGCAGAGAAAAAGAUAUCUCUCUACAAAAAGUUCAGAGGAAAAAGCAUUCUAUAUGUCGUAGAUUCUAAGGUUUUGGUUUAUGGAAAAUCUGAUAUAGUAGUGUAUUCAUGGAAUGAUGGGACACAGCUUUCGCUAAAACAAGAUGAGAUAGCUUCAGAAUGGUUUGGAUGCUUCAACCAAGAGAAAAUUAUUAUAUUCGGGUCACCAAACAAUGUUUUUUAUGUAUUAACUCUUGAUGGACAUCUUAUUUACACACAAGAAGUCGCAUCAAUUUUUCAAUCUGCAGUUCGAGAUUUUCGGUCAAAUCGCUGUAAUAUGAUUUUAAUUAAUUCCAAAGACCGAGCCUUGCGUGUAUUUGAGGUGAAAUAUCCUUAUAAAUUCGAGCUGGUUAAAGAAAUUGGAGAUUAUUCUUCUCUAUUUAUUUUAUUAAAAAUAAAUUCUAUUAUUUUUUAUUAAAAAUUCAUUUAAAUUCAGCUUACAUUGAAAGAAAAAGAUGAAGCGCCUGCUGUUUUUUCAAAAUUCAGAACAUGGACACGUGCUUUGUUCUAGGAACUCUUCAGGAGACAGGAUCCCAUACAAUAAAAAUGUUUGACACUGUAGACUCAGAUACCCGAGUAAGUAUGGCUAAAAAUAUGCAUUCUCCUUUAGGCGCGGCCGCUUAUUUGUGUACCUCAAUAAAUACCCAUGUGCAUCCACUUAUAUGUGUAGUUACUCAGCCUGGCGCUGUUUUAUUGUGAAGCAGUGGGACUUUUAUAAAAACAGAAAAAUGAAGCACGUCUUUAGGAAUCCCAAAUUUUGUGGAACUUCAGCAUGGGAAUGAAUAUUAUGAAGAGCCUGAAGACCAGUUUGAUAAAUACAGAUCAAGCCAAGCCCAGUUGAAUUUGGCAAGCCAACUCAAUAUCCAGCCUUUUAGAUUAUUCUGCUGCUAUAAGAAUAGAUUGAUAAAAAUUAUUCUAUAAAAAAUCAUGUAUAUAUAAAAUUAUACUAUAGAUUUUUAA
This is a messenger RNA of Blepharisma stoltei, 2286 nucleotides long. The record is from the annotation of a GenBank genome assembly. Lineage: Eukaryota; Ciliophora; Heterotrichea; Heterotrichida; Blepharismidae.